Molecule: messenger RNA, 162 nt
Organism: Suhomyces tanzawaensis NRRL Y-17324
Lineage: Eukaryota; Fungi; Ascomycota; Pichiomycetes; Serinales; Debaryomycetaceae
Gene: GAL4
Product: galactose-responsive transcription factor
Exons: 1
Biological process (GO): positive regulation of transcription from RNA polymerase II promoter by galactose
Cellular component (GO): nucleus
Molecular function (GO): zinc ion binding; DNA-binding transcription factor activity, RNA polymerase II-specific; RNA polymerase II cis-regulatory region sequence-specific DNA binding
Source: RefSeq, a predicted model, not a curated record
AUCGAACAGGCCUGCGAUUCAUGCCGUAAGCGCAAAUUGAAGUGCUCCAAAGAGUAUCCUCGCUGCUCCAAGUGUAUCCACCACAGCUGGUGCUGUUACUACAGCCCACGGACCGUGCGGUCGCCGCUCACCCGUGCCCAUCUCACCCAGGUCGAGAACAAG